CAUGUGAGCGUAGAAAAGCUGGCUUUUAACCCCACUUCGCCGCAAUGAAAUUCCAGCGUUAAAAAGUUAAAGCUAUCGCUCCUACUUUUUCAUGGAGCAGUUUAACGCUGGCUUUUCAGCUUGUAUUAAAUUUGUGAGAAGGUGAAGAACGUAAAAGGAGUGUUUUUAAUCUUGGAGCAUUUUACUAUAAAAAAUGGAUAAUUAUCAAUUAAACAUCACAGAUAUGGAAGAAUAUAGACUUGUGACAGCCACAGUUGCAGCAGAGAUUAAGAGGCGACGCGCAGCUGUUGUAAUUGCUAUAAUGAAGUUAUUACGAAAUAAAAAAAUAUACAAAGAGAAAAAAAGAUACAAAAAGAAAAACUAUUGGGUGGCUCCUAUUUUUGAAAAUCGUUCGGAACAUAGUUUUUUUUUUCGCGUCGGUCCCAAAAUUGAUUUUAGAGGACAUACGAUUUCAUAAUUACUUUAGAAUGACUUCGAUUCAGAUGGAAGAAUUGCUUGGCAUGAUUGGAUCAAAAUUACAGAAACAGGAUGUUGUUCGACAAUCUAUAACACCAUCUGAACGGUUGGCACUAACAUUGAGAUAUCUUGCUUCUGGGGACUCUAUGACAUCGAUGUCCUAUCAGUAUCUUGUGGGAGUAACAACAGUGAGUAAUAUUAUUCGUGAGACUUGUGCAGCAAUAUGGGAUUGUUUGAGCCCGGUAGUCCUCUCAGGUAAACUUGAAGAAAGGGAUUGGCUGGAUAUCGCUAAUGACUUUGAAAACAUAUGGAAUUUCCCUCAUUGUAUUGGGGCCAUUGAUGGAAAGCACGUCAUCAUUCAAUGCCCUAAUAAGGCUGGAUCGACAUAUUUCAAUUAUAAACAGUCUCACAGUAUAGUUUUAAUGGCCAUCUGCGAUGCGAAAUAUAUAAUCCGAUUUGUGGAUAUUGGAGCAUACGGACGACGAAGUGAUGGUGGUAUUUUCAAAGAUAGCUUUAUAGGGAAAGCAUUUGACGAAGAAUGGAUGGGAAUUCCGCAGCCAACAGCGAUUGGAGAAGGAGGUCCUGUUCUACCAUACUGUCUUGUAGGAGAUGAAGCUUUUCCGCUAAAAUCAUAUUUGCUUCGUCCAUAUCCUGGUAGAGGUGGACUUACAGCAGAACAGAGCAUAUAUAAUUAUCGUCUCAGUCGUGCGAGAAGAAUGAUUGAAAAUACAUUCGGCAUAUUAGCAAGUCAAUGGCGAAUAUAUAGAAAGCCCAUCAUCGCUAGUCCUAAAAAUGCAAAAAUAAUGGUUUCAGCAACCAUUUGUCUACAUAACUGGCUUCGCCGACAGGAUGAUAACAUAUAUGUACCUCCGACUUUAAUCGAUAUUGAUGAACCGAAUAGCUUUAAACCAGGUUCUUG
Messenger RNA from Vollenhovia emeryi, 1375 nucleotides. Its product is annotated as putative nuclease HARBI1. The annotation marks the transcript as partial. The transcript has 3 exons. The record is from RefSeq and is a predicted model, not a curated record. NCBI's taxonomy places the organism in Eukaryota, Metazoa, Arthropoda, Insecta, Hymenoptera, Formicidae.